Messenger RNA from Hydra vulgaris (swiftwater hydra), 1602 nucleotides. RefSeq names its product GATOR1 complex protein NPRL2. The record is from RefSeq and is a predicted model, not a curated record. Gene Ontology annotation, molecular function: GTPase activator activity. NCBI's taxonomy places the organism in Eukaryota, Metazoa, Cnidaria, Hydrozoa, Anthoathecata, Hydridae. Gene Ontology annotation, biological process: negative regulation of TORC1 signaling; positive regulation of autophagy; cellular response to amino acid starvation. Gene Ontology annotation, cellular component: GATOR1 complex; vacuolar membrane.
AUUAAUGAAUUUUUGUGAUGUAAAAGUGAUAUUAACUACGAUAUUAUUAUGUAUUAUGUUGUUAAUUUUUUCUUUUUUUUUAAUGUGUUUAUUUCAUUUUUCAGCAGGCAAAGUAUAAAUUAUGAUCAUUCCAAUCCGUUGUUUUACAUGCGGUAAAGUUGUUGGUAACAAGUGGGAAUCUUAUCUUGGUCUGCUUCAAGCUGAAUAUUCGGAAGGAGACGCCCUUGAUUCGCUCGGUCUGAAACGUUAUUGUUGUCGUCGAAUGCUUUUAGCUCACGUCGAUCUGAUCGAAAAGUUACUUAAUUACGCUCCUCUUGAAAAAUAAUAAAUUUAUUUACUACCAUUCCAAAUAAAUAUUUUAUUAGUUUUUUGUUGUUAUCCUUUAUGUCAAAAUUAAAGUGCGUCCUUUUUUGCGAUUUUCAUCCUCUUCUUGGUCCUCAAGUGGCUUAUCAAGCCCCAGUCGAUUUUAUUACAAAAGAACAAAUUGAUUCAAUAGCACCUUACAUCAUUCCUAAACCUCAAUUUCAAGGACGUCUGAUAAGUUUUAAAGCAUAUGGAUUUACAUUUAUGGGCUAUCCAAUAAAAAUUGAUAAUAAAAAGUAUGAUAGAAAUGCGCUAUUAUUUAAUGCGCUGUUUGUGUUUAAUGAAAAUGACUGUGUGCAGGAAUUUGAACCAGUUGUGACAAAAUUAGCUGGCUACCUUACAACUUUGGAAUUAGAGACAGAGUAUAUAUGGAAUUCAAAAACGAAAAGAAAUCUUCAAAGCAUUUUGACGAAGAUACUUGAAGAUAUUAGUUCGCUGGGAGAGUGUACUAUUCCAGUAGAUCAUUGUAAUACAAUAUUUUUAAAAGUAGUAAAACUUCCAAAAGAACCGCCAAUUGUGUAUGAUGAUCAAGUUCCAGUUUUUCUGUGGAGUAAAUCUGCCAUUGAAAAUCAGCACUGGGAUUUGACAGCGCAGCGUAUAAUUCCUUGUAUAGACGGAUGUAAUCAUGUGCAAAAGAUUGCGUUUAUUGCUGAAGUAGAUUUAAGCAUAGUGCGUUCUGCUAUACAAACUUUACUUUUUUAUGGUGUUGUUGCUUUAGUACCUAUAUUUCUCUAUUCAAACAAGUAUGCUGUUAAACCGAAAAUCAAUAAUCUUCUUAAAGAUCCUUCAAUGAGGAAUGAAUGCAUCGCCUACGUUUCUCAAGACAGUGAAAAGCCAUCUAGUUUUCAUAAUAUUUUUAAAUUGUAUUGUGAGUUAGGGCCUGGAAUAUCGGUUAAUGAUCUUUGCAAUCGACAUGAUCCUGUUGCACUGGGAAUCAACAUUCAAAGACUGAUACUUUACGGCCUAAUAAAGAAAUUUGUUCACAACUUAAAUAAAUAUCCAGUAUUCAGUUCUACUAAUCAAAUUACAAAUAGUUCAAUUGAAUAUUUAAAAUACUUUAAUGGCUGCCAUAGUUACUCGAAAAUAUGCUGCAUGUCAGUGACUGCCGGUGAAUCUAUGCAUAUUGAAGAAAUUAAAUCGACAAUAGACAAUGAUCCAAACGUUAUUUUAAUUUGGAAGUGAUUUAUAUAUUUUUUAAGUUGUAAACAUUAGUUUUAUAUUAAUACAUUAAGUGUCGUA